AUGGCCACAUCAAAUCUCCAAAGAAGUCCUGCCGCUGAACAAACUGCAAGUUGUGCUACAAUCUUGGAUACUCUAAAACAUCUGCAUAGUGUCACUGUAGGAGAAUCCUUCUAUUUUAACUCGGUCAAGAUCAGUGAUUCAAGCUUAAGGAAAUGCUGCGAAAAUUAUUGGCACCAAAGUCUGCCAGACCGUUUAAGCGAUGAGCAAUUGGACCUAACUCGAUUACAACUACUUAUAAGAUUCACAGAUCUAGUUAACGAAUUCGAGGAGCGUCCAGCAGACAGAAACAUCUUGUUCAAUUUACGUGAACAAUUGCAAUCGAUAUUCCCACGAAACAGCGACGCAAGGAUAUCAUACCAUCGCCAGAAACCAACCUCUCACAUCGGAACCUGCUUACUCGACCUCAAGAUCGUUACAGUGGCUUUCAUCGACACCUUAAUUAAAUUUUGUCAAAUUUUACAACAAUACGAUGACUCCAAUGCUUUUUGCUACUCAGUAGUAUGUAGCAUUCAGGACCAAUUUGUUCGACCCUACCUUCUAAUCCUAUGGGCCCGAGCCAAGAAGGAACUGCGAGUUUAA
This is a messenger RNA of Torulaspora delbrueckii, 579 nucleotides long. RefSeq lists its product as uncharacterized. Lineage: Eukaryota; Fungi; Ascomycota; Saccharomycetes; Saccharomycetales; Saccharomycetaceae. The record is from RefSeq and is a predicted model, not a curated record. The transcript has a single exon. Bases 1 to 579 code for a protein of 192 amino acids.